Messenger RNA from Capronia coronata CBS 617.96, 2007 nucleotides. RefSeq lists its product as uncharacterized. Bases 1 to 2007 code for a protein of 668 amino acids. Gene Ontology annotation, biological process: intracellular signal transduction. Lineage: Eukaryota; Fungi; Ascomycota; Eurotiomycetes; Chaetothyriales; Herpotrichiellaceae. The transcript has 3 exons. The record is from RefSeq and is a predicted model, not a curated record.
AUGCCAGAGUCAAACGAUGCGCUUGUCGUUGACUCCAUGACUUCGCCGACUUACAACUUACCUACCUCGAUCACCCUGUCCGCCACCGUUGAACAGCAUCCUCCGCCCUCGAACCUGUGCCCUACGGAACCCUCUCGCCCGCCUCACCACCACCAUACAAGUUCGACAAGUAUCACGCAAGCCAGAAGCAGACGCUCGCUUGCGUCCCUUGCCAGAGAAAAGACAUCCCACGCCUUUGCCAAUUUGGCAGCCAUAGGCACAACGCCUACUCCAAGUUUGCGGUCUACCACUUCCACAGGCAGUCUGGCGAAGGAGCCCGCCUCGACGGAUAUCGUUCGACCCGACCUUCCACGUUCACCUACUUCACCCGAACUCCACAGACCGGCACCAUUGCGACGAAUAAGCGGAUCUCCCUUGCCCAGUCAAGAGUCAAGGAACAGUACUGUGGUGCCUCAAAUGCCGAACUCAGACAAGAACAAUGGGAGGAUGCAUCAGACGUCCUCCAAGAUCUUGCGCAUGACUGAUGACGAGAGACCCUUCACACGAGACUUCAAUGACUUGUUUUCCACCCUCAUCACCAGUCUACCUCUGACGCCACAUCGGGUGCGGUUCUCCAGGGUCGAGGAAACGUUCUUGUCGGAGGAAGCCAUUACGAACCUUGGGUCCCUGAAGUUCUCCCAGUCGAAUCGCAUACCUGAUCCCAACAACCCCUCCAGAUGGGUCGUCACGACUACUACCACCACCUUUUCCAUGGCCAGGGAAAUGGCUCGUUCUGUCUGUCAGCGCUUUGUAGAUGCGAGGCUGAUCGAAUCAGCGGAAUCCAGGAGCAUCACCAUCUUCCCGGCCAAGGGAGGGGUUUGGCAACUGACGCCCAAAGGGCUGGCGAUUCUACAUCGCUUUUGCAGCAAGAAUGGAAUCAACGCACGCCACCUCGAACCUCUCCUCAGGCGGGCGCAGAUGCAAAUCGUCGCUCUGGAGAGAGAUCCCCAGACAGACAAGCUUAUUCAGGAUAGGGCAACCAUCGAGAUCAUCUUCCGGAGGUUUAUGGGUGCCGAGGGCCCGAAUUUGAAGAGCUCGACCUCCUUAUCCGACUCAGACUCAGUUUCCGACUAUGCUAGCGGCCUCGUCGGUAUCAAGAUGGCCAGAGAGCGGAGGGUCUUGGACAAAACCGUCCAGAGCACCUUUACGGGUAAAGGUGCAUCUGACUGGUUACUGGACUGUUGCACCACGAUCGAUCGCAGAGAGACCUACGAGAUUGCCGAGUUGUUUGUCAAGUGGCAACUGAUGACGCCAGUCGUCGAGGAUAGAUCAUACGUGCGCCUAAACCCGAUGUCGUCCUACUUCCAGCCAACGAAACACGCAAUCUACACUGUGACCGAAAGAGGCCAGCGGGUGUGCGGCUGGAUCGCCCGACCGCCCAGCAUGGAGAGUGAAGACAGUCAUGAUACUCGGGACAAAGGUCGUGUCGCCAGAGAUUCAAAUGUCAGCCGAUUGAACGUGAUAUUGCAGGACGCUGCGCUCCGGUUGUUGUUCAGAGAAUUCCUGCGGCAAUCCUUAUGCGAAGAGAAUCUGCAAUUCUAUUUCGACGUGGCCGACUUUACGAACAACUACAAACAAUUGGACAAGUCAGGAAAGCUCGAGCGCCAGGAGGCUAUCAGAGAGACCUUGGCCGCCGCCUAUGGUCUUUACAACUCGUUCCUAGCGUCAGGAGCACCGUCCGAGCUCAACAUCGAUCACUCGCUGCGGAACCGUCUUGAUAGCAGGAUGAUCCGGACCAAUGUUGACGACGAGUCUAUGCGACAGUCUCUUGACGAAGUCGUGGAGCUGUUCGAGCUUGCCCAGGCUGCUGUGUUCAAACUCAUGGCAAGCGAUUCCGUCCCAAAGUUCCUCCGAGACCCAAGAAAUGCAGCUGUCCUUCGAGAUCACGAAGUCGAUCUGAUCGGUUCCAACCGCACAAUGUCUCCUGCUCCUGAUCGUGCAAUCAGUCGAUCGAACACACGGUCAUAA